GAAAACUCGCGAGAAGAAGCAUGGCCGAUAGUUUCCAAAAUAUAUUUGAUUUACAAUAAAUUGGGUCUUAUAACAUCAAAUUCAACUGCUUAGUUACAUGCUGAUAUGGACUUGGGAAAUUUAAACUUCGAGGGAUUUGAUGAUGAUGUCUCAAAGGAAAGCGAUGACCUGACAGUUGAUUCUACAUUAUCAACUUCUGGGGGUACAAACUUUACAUCAAGUAUCAGUAACACCAGGUCAUCUCUCAGUCAGCCUGAAAUAAUCACUGAUAUAUCACAGGUGCAACUAUUAGAACAGGAAUCUCAGCCACCACAGGAAGUUACAAUGCAAGUCAUUGAGCCCACAGGAGAGAAAAGGCGUGGGGGAUGGCCGAAGGGGAAGAAACGGAAACACAAGGACAGUAAUGCCCCCAAACAGCCUCUAACAGGCUAUGUAAGAUUCCUUAAUGACCGCAGAGAAAAAUUGCGCAGUGAAAAUCCUACUAUUGGUUUUGUCGAGCUAACAAGAAUUCUAGCUGCUGAAUGGAGUGAUUUAGCCACAGAUGUAAAGCAGGGGUACCUGGAUGAGGCAGAGAAAGACAAGGAGCGCUAUUUACAGGAGCUUGAGGCUUAUCAUCGCACAGAUGCUUACAAACUCUUCAAGAAGAAACAAAACAUGGAGAAAAAUCAACAAAAAGUUAUGAAAGAACACAGCCCUAAUGAUCUAGAAGCUACCACCAAUGAAGAUGUGAAUCUCACUGAAGUUAUGGGCUUUGACAUUCCAAUCUUUACUGAGGAAUUUCUGGAGCACAACAGAAGUCGAGAAACAGAACUCAGAGUUCUACGAAAAGAGAAUACAGAAUACGAGGAACAGAAUGCCAUCUUAAGUAAACACAUAGAGAACCUGGAGCGAGCGUGCGAUAAACUUGAAGUGGAAUCAGCGCAACAGCGGAACAACAAUCUCCUACUACAGCAACAUUUAGAAUCUUUACGAAACACUCUGAGCACGAAUUUUGCCUCAGUGGCUUUACCUGGUACCAAUGAGACCCCACUCCCCAGUACAAUAGACAGCUACAUGGCACACUUACAUUCUAUCAUACUAGACUCACCACAGGAAAAUGAAGGCCUCAUUGCUAAUGUACGAGAGAUUGUUGGAAGACUGAACUUCGAAGGUGACAAGUUAUGAGGGCUUUUGGAGAGGAAGAGGAAUAAAAAGACACUCAAUUUCUGUAAUUGAUGAUAUAUGCCUCAAAUACAAUGGUGCUAACAUAGACAGUUGUCCUCAUGCAUUAUUUCGUUCCUCAAAUCUGAUUUCUCAGAAGUACACAGAACGAUGCUUGUCAAUGUCAUCUUCACAUGGUCAGCGUUUCAAGUUGCAUUGACAAAAAAUCAUUCAGAUCAACAGUAAUUUGGCACAUCAGUUGUCAAAGUGAAUCUGUUGUUUAUUGUAAUAGCAAGAAAUAAAAAUAAUUAGAUUCAGCCAGUUUUUGGCUCGUAUUGUGAAUCAUCUUCUCAUUUCUCUGUCUACAAAACUGGUAAUCUACAUCAUUGCCCGCAUCAUUGGUCUCAGGUUCUACUUUUGACUCAUUUUGGAGAAAUUGCCCUUUUCUUAAAAAUUUUAAAACUAGGAAUCAGUGUGUGAGCCAUUUUGGCACUUUUUUGAGAAAAGAGUGAAUUAAUCAGAGUUUCAAAAGAAGUUUGAAAUGUUGUUAUUUUCAAAUAAAGAUUUCAUAAUAAGCAGUUAUGAAUAUUGCAUGGUUAUAAAGUUAAAGUUACAUGUACAUUUUUAUCAAUCUUUCAUGUUUUCUUUUGAAUAUGAAAUAAAGCAAUGUCAAAGAGAUCAUCAGCAGUGUUUGUUUUAUCACACUUUAAAAUUGCAAUCCUAGGCCCUAUCCACCUCUGUAGGGGUCAACAAUUGAACACUGUAAUUAUCCAACCAAACGAAAUAUCAGCAAUGCUGAAAGCAGACUGAGACAGAAUGACAUCGUAGGAACUGUUGCAGAGGGGCGGAAAGGGCUCAGGAGUUACGGCAGG
This is a messenger RNA of Owenia fusiformis, 2012 nucleotides long. NCBI's taxonomy places the organism in Eukaryota, Metazoa, Annelida, Polychaeta, Sabellida, Oweniidae. The record is from the annotation of a GenBank genome assembly.